This is a messenger RNA of Morus notabilis, 2088 nucleotides long. RefSeq lists its product as uncharacterized. The record is from RefSeq and is a predicted model, not a curated record. Lineage: Eukaryota; Viridiplantae; Streptophyta; Magnoliopsida; Rosales; Moraceae. The transcript has 7 exons. Gene Ontology annotation, molecular function: glycosyltransferase activity. The coding region runs from base 343 to 1776 and encodes 477 amino acids.
CUCGAGCCAGUUUUGGCAAAGUUUCAAGAUCAAUUCAUUUGUUCUCAACUAAUUUUUCCCCUUUUGAAAAUUGUUCUUAGCCAAUUUUAAAUAACUUAUUAAAAUCAUUAAAAAAAGAUCCAAAUCUAGUUAUUAAUCAUAAUCACCACCCCUAAAAAUUCCUAAUUCCAACGAAAACCAAGACCUUCCCCAGAAGAACUUUCGCAGGUGUCAUUUAUACUUCCACUGUCUCUAACCCCAUAGAAGAAGAUCCAAAAAUGUCUGAAAUUCUCCAAUCUCAGUCGCAGAUCGAAACCCUAGAAUGCCGAUGAAGCUCGUUCUAGCGACAAUCCUUCCUCGGAGAUGGCGAAGCAGCACUCCUCCUCCUCCUCCGUCGGGUGGGUCGCGUCGCAGAAGAGGUGGCUCCUCGCGUUCCUCGUCAUGCUUUCUGCCUCCACCUUGAUCGCCUUCUUCAUCAGAGCCGCCUUCGACACUUGCGAUCGGAGCCUCGACGUCGUCGACAAGAGGCCGCCGACCAGAGUCCCCUCCGCCGUCGGCUCCAUAGUCGGAGCCGCUCCAAACCCGCUCGGCUUCAUGAAAUCCAAGCCGGUCCUGUUGGUCUCGCACGAGCUCUCUCUUUCCGGAGGACCGUUGUUGUUAAUGGAGCUUGCAUUUCUGUUGAGAAGUGUUGGUGCGAAAGUUUCUUGGAUUACAAUCCAAAAGCCAGUGGAUACAGACGAGGUUAUAUACAGUUUGGAGCACAAGAUGUUGACGCGAGGAGUUCAGGUAUUAUCUGCAAGAGGUCAAGAAGCUGUGGAUGCUGCUCUGAAGGCUGACUUGGUUGUUUUAAACACUGCGGUUUCUGGGAAAUGGCUGGAUGUAAUUCUUAAGGAUCAUGUUCCUCGUGUUCUCCCAAAAGUUCUGUGGUGGAUCCAUGAAAUGCGAGGGCAUUAUUUUAAGUUGGAUUAUGUCAAGCAUUUGCCUUUUGUUGCUGGUGCUAUGAUUGAUUCACAUGUAACAGCUGAAUAUUGGAAGAAUAGGACUCGAGGACGUUUAAGGAUCAAAAUGCCUCAGACCUAUGUUGUUCACCUAGGAAACAGCAAGGAACUAAUGGAAGUUGCUGAAGAUAGUGUAGCGAAACGAGUUUUGCGAGAGCACGUCCGGGAAUCUCUUGGAGUACGAAGUGAAGAUAUACUCUUUGCCAUCAUAAAUAGUGUUUCUCGUGGAAAAGGCCAGGAUCUAUUUCUGCGUUCCUUCUACGAGAGUUUGCAAAUAAUUCAAGAGAAGAAACUGCAAGUGCCAACAUUGCAUGCUGUUAUUGUGGGAAGUGACAUGACUGCUCAGACCAAGUUUGAAAUGGAACUUCGCAACUAUGUGAUGCAGAAGAAAAUUCAAGACCGUGUUCAUUUUGUGAACAAAACUUUGACAGUUGCUCCUUAUUUAGCGGCAAUUGAUGUUCUUGUUCAGAAUUCCCAGGCCCGUGGUGAAUGCUUUGGGAGGAUAACUAUUGAAGCUAUGGCAUUUCAGCUGCCUGUACUGGGAACAGCAGCAGGAGGUACCACAGAGAUUGUAGUCAAUGGAACAACAGGCUUUUUGCAUCCUGCCGGGAAAGAAGGGGUUACUGCUCUUGCGAAAAACAUCGUCAAGCUUGCAACUCAUGUUGAGAGGAGACUUACAAUGGGGAAGAGAGGCUACGAAAGGGUGAAAGAGAGGUUCUUAGAACACCACAUGGCAGAUAGAAUAGCCACCGUCCUGAAGGAAGUCCUGCGCAGGUCAAAGAGCCACUCAGUCUCUUAAUGAAGCUGUCUAUUCAUGGCUAAUGUGAUAAGUUUCAACCUUAGAUGCACCGAUAACUUGAUGGAGAAGGCGACUUUUCCAUUAUGGCGGCAGAUUUCCUCCCAAGUUGGCUACUUCUCUGUACUGAAAGGGUUGUACAUCAUGUACAUACUAAAUAGAAAAUGAUAGUAGCCUGUUGAUAGAGUUGAUGUAACCAUACAAAUUACUCAAAAUUUUUGCUGGCAUAGCGUGGGCUAAUUGGACAUCGUAGUGCUCGCUUGCUCGGUCUUUUCAGUAUUUAGAAAUCUAGAAUUACAAGUAAUCUCUACCCUA